Messenger RNA from Dendroctonus ponderosae (mountain pine beetle), 1962 nucleotides. It is a transcript of the gene NELF-B, whose product is annotated as negative elongation factor B. Gene Ontology annotation, biological process: negative regulation of transcription elongation by RNA polymerase II. Lineage: Eukaryota; Metazoa; Arthropoda; Insecta; Coleoptera; Curculionidae. Bases 117 to 1886 code for a protein of 589 amino acids. The record is from RefSeq and is a predicted model, not a curated record. The transcript has 8 exons. Gene Ontology annotation, cellular component: nucleus; NELF complex.
CGCCCUAAUGUCACAAAGACGAUCUCAUCAUCCAGGUUAUGUUCAAUCCAGUUUGCGAAAGUGUGUGAAGCCCAGAGAGGUUAAUUCAGAGACUUGUCUCUACUUAAUUGUUUAAAAUGUCCUCUACCGCGAGGCACACAGAGUUUCCGCUGGAGGCGGUCAAGGUGCAGGGCCCCACUUACCUGAAAGCAGCCUUGACGAGCUGCACCGACCCUCUGAAGGCCAUCGAAGAGUUCCAGGUCACUAACGGGAUCCUGCUGCCGUCGCUGCGCCCCAUGUUGCCCCUGUUGGACCUGCACGGUGUCCGACGCCUGGACUUCCACAUGUCUGUUGUUGAGGCGCUUCGCGACAAGCUGACGGGGCAUAUAAAUGAAAUUGGCAAAACCGAGGGCAAGGAACGCGACCUGAAACUGAAGGAGUUGCUAGGGAAGAGUUUUCCGGUGAUCAAAGUGAAGGCGCUGCGCCCCAUUGUGAUGACCAUCCUGAAAAACAUUCCCCAGAUUGAGGACCAUUUUUUGAAGGUGCUGGUCAGGGAUAGGGAGUUGUACAACGACACAGACACUGAAGUGAAGCGGCAGAUUUGGAAGGAUAAUCAGUCUUUGUUUGGGGACGAGGUGUCCCCGUUGUUGAGCCAAUACAUAACUGAAAAGGAAAACGUGCUGUUUGACCACCACAAUUUGAACACGCAGUUCUUCGGACCGUCGCCGAAGGUGCGUCGGCAGGGCGAAGUUGUUCAAAAAUUGGCGCACAUGAUUGGUAACAGCGUCAAAUUGUAUGACAUGGUGCUGCAGUUCUUGCGCACCCUUUUCCUGCGAACCCGCAUUGUACACUAUUGCACCCUGCGGGCCGAACUGCUGAUGGCCCUGCACGACUUGGAAGUGCAAGACAUCAUUUCCAUCGAUCCAUGCCACAAAUUUACGUGGUGUUUGGACGCCUGCAUCCGGGAGAAGAACGUGGACAUUAAACGUUCCAGGGAACUGCAGGGAUUUUUGGACAACGUGAAACGCGGCCAGGAGCAAGUGCUGGGCGAUUUGUCCAUGACGCUUUGCGACCCAUACGCGAUAAACUUUUUGGCGCUGUCGGCAGUCAAGAUUCUGCAUCACCUAAUCCACAACGAGAGCCUGCCGCGGGACAACACCAUUUUGAUCCUGCUGCUGCGGAUGUUGGCUUUAGGCUUGAGUGCGUGGGUGAUGAUCGAUUCGCAGGACUUCAAAGAGCCGAAGCUGGACAGCCAAGUGGUGACAAAGUUCCUGCCGGCUCUCAUGAGCCUGAUGGUGGACGACCAGGUGCGCCAGUUGUCCGGAAAGUUGCCCCCCGAUGAGCGCGAGGCCGCGAUAACGGUAAUUGAGCAUGCGGGGCCUUUGCCUGAUGCAGUCGAGGCUUAUAUUCAAGACAGCACUGUGGCCAGCAUCCUAGCGAUGUACUAUACGCUGCAUGUCGCCAAAGCUAAAGAUCGCGUCGGCCUGCUGCGGAUCUUGACUGUUCUGGCCAAUUGCAAGGACGACAGGGCGUUCGAGGACCCUUUUCUGCACUCUCUGGUGCAUCUGCUGAUUAGCAAUCCUGACGAGUUUCAAGCCGAAGACUUCUGCACGGCGCUCUUUGACGAGUUCUUUUCCGCCGGUCUCCAAAGAGACAACGUCACUAGGCAUCUGUUGAAGCUCUUAUGGUACGUUCACGGUAAACUGCCGGCCACUCGGCUGCAGGCGCUGCUUAAAACAGUGGCCCCCACUCAUCAGCACAGCGAAAAGGUGCACAAUCUCUACAAGCUGCUGCAGGAGAAGAUUAACGCCCAAGAAGAGACAGUGCUGCCGGUGGAAAUGGACAUUGAUGUCAAUUCGCCUCUGAUGAGCGUGCCUACUCCUGCUCCGUAUCAUCAUAUUAUUUAGAGACCUUCAGGGCAUUCUUCUUCACCCAUUCCUCCUAUCUGAUGUGAUUUUACAAUACAACAACUAUAUAAUUGUU